GAUUGAGUUGAGAAGUCAGAAACCGCAAGAGAAAAUAAAAUUAGUCGUGUUUUCACACCAUUCGUCGCAGCAAUAUUUGUCUUAUUGUAUUGAUUUGAAAUAAAAAUCACACAAAGUGACGUUGAACACAAAAAUAAUUAUUAGCAAUUUAUCUGAAAAUGUAAAUGUGGUGUCUAUUAUUCAAAUAAAAAUGUAAAAAGUGAAAAUGAAGUGCUAUUUUACCGUGGAACAAUUAUUGAUAGAAAAAUCUAUUAAAAGAUAAACAAUAGAUGGUAGACGAUGGAUGAUGAGGCAGAUCUGCGGGAGCAAAUAUUCCACAACAAUGUUAGGGAGCAAAUCAUAUUCCUGCUACUGUUUAUUUUGUUGUACCUUUUCUCGUUCAUGUUAAUCGAGAAAUUCCGGAGGCGAGACAGUGAAGACUACUUUACGGCAGAUGAAGACGAAGUAAAGGUUUAUCGUAUAAGUUUGUGGUUGUGCACGUUUGCACUUGCCGUCUCUCUGGGUUCAGCACUCUUGCUGCCAGUGUCAAUAGUCAGUAAUGAAGUGCUUAUACUGUACCCAAACAGUUACUAUGUCAAGUGGCUAAAUAGUUCAUUAAUACAAGGUCUAUGGAACCAUGUAUUCCUAUUCUCAAAUCUGUCUUUGUUUGUGUUCCUGCCAUUUGCAUAUCUCUUUUCGGAGUCCACUGGAUUUCCAGGAUGCAGGGGGCUGAAAGGCAGAGUGUAUGAGACAUUUAUAGUCCUGAUCUUGCUGGGCAUUGCAAUGUUAGGCCUAGCUUAUGUCAUUUCAGCUUGGCUCAAAGGGGACAGAUCUGGCAUUGAUGCUUUGCUCAAUUUAUGGACGUACCUUCCGUUUCUCUAUUCCUGCGUGUCUUUCGUCGGCGUAUUGAUGUUAUUGGUGUUUACGCCGUUGGGUUUCGUGAGGCUGUUCAGCGUGGUCGGUGGGGUGCUGGUGAAGCCGCAGUUUCUGCGGGAUCUCAACGAAGAGUAUUAUGUGUAUUCGUUUGAGGAGGACACCGUCAGGAGGAGGAUUAAUAACUCGCUCGCUACAGGUGUGGGCUACAUAUCCCCAGAGCCAAUGUACCCAGACCGUGGUGAUAUAUCGGCCCCCAUAGAUGCGAGUAUAUCAAUAACGAAGGAGAGCAACGCGUCCAUAUCUCAGGGGAAAGAGAUUCCUCUAUUGCGGCUUAGGAAUGGCGCGCUGCAAGCCGGCCUCAAUGAGAGGUUACAUCGCAUCGUUGCUAUGAGAAAGGAAGUGGAGAACAAACGCAAGACAUCAUCGCUGCAACGCAACGUGGUGUACCCGCUCGCGAUGCUGCUGCUACUGGCGCUGACCACCAUCACCGUGCUGAUGGUGCUCCAGAAUACAUUGGAACUGCUGAUCGGGAUCAAAGCUCUGCCGCUUAGCACCAGGCAAUUCACAUUAGGCAUCGCGUCUCUAUCGAAGCUCGGUUGGGCGGGCGCAACACUAGAAGCUUUUCUAAUACUAUACUUGCACGCGGCGUCGCUCACCGGCCUCAGCACGCCCAUGAGCGCUCUGCGCGUGCUGCCCAAGACGAGGCGGACACCGCUCACGAGGAUAAUCGCUCUGUGUGCGGUUCUAUUGGCGCAUUCUACUGCGCAACCUUUGCUGGUUAAGAUCCUUGGCAUCACGAACUUCGACCUGCUCGGCGACUUCGGGCGCAUCGAGUGGCUCGGCAACUUCCGGCUGGUGCUGCUGUACAACGGCGUGUUCGCCGCCACCGUCACGCUCUGCCUCGUCAACAAGUUCACGGCGAGCGUGCGCCGCGAGCUCUACAACAGAUUGAAAUGGAUCCCAGAUCUCUUCACAGUACCUGAUGACGCACCACAGAACAUCUCAAGGAGUUCCAGAAUGUCUAUGGAUAGAUCAGUUAUUGUUGACAAGACUGAAUUAAAUCAAAAUAUACUAGAUAAAGAGAAAUCUGACUAGUUUUAUAUAAGUACAAAACUUUUUAAAAUAUUAAAUAAUAAUAAAGAUAUGUUAUCUCAAUUUAUGUUGUGGUGAAGUUGUAUUUAUUUAUUGUUAUGAAUUAUUAAAUGCCUAUAUUCGUAAAGUUCCUA
This is a messenger RNA of Zerene cesonia (dogface butterfly), 2081 nucleotides long. It is a transcript of the gene lili, whose product is annotated as protein Lilipod. Gene Ontology annotation, biological process: signal transduction. Bases 280 to 1950 code for a protein of 556 amino acids. The transcript is spliced from 10 exons. The record is from RefSeq and is a predicted model, not a curated record. Lineage: Eukaryota; Metazoa; Arthropoda; Insecta; Lepidoptera; Pieridae. Gene Ontology annotation, molecular function: transmembrane signaling receptor activity.